This is a messenger RNA of Arachis duranensis, 934 nucleotides long. RefSeq lists its product as uncharacterized. Lineage: Eukaryota; Viridiplantae; Streptophyta; Magnoliopsida; Fabales; Fabaceae. The record is from RefSeq and is a predicted model, not a curated record. Bases 44 to 934 code for a protein of 296 amino acids. The transcript has 7 exons.
UUCAACAUCCAAAGGGAGAGAUUAUUUUAGGAGAGCAUUUACAAUGUUCAUUAUUAGCUCAUUUUUGGCACCAACAAGUAGCGCUGUCACAUCCCCAAAGCACUUACGUGCCAUUGUUGAUGUAGAGAAUAUAACAAGAUACAAUUGGGCAAGAUUUGUGCAUGAUGAGCUUAUGAAAGGGGUUCAAAAAUUCAAGGAAAAAAAUACAUUAAGUAUUGAUGGUUGUCUUUAUGUUUUCAUGAUUAUCUAUUACCACAAAGACACAUUUGGAGAUAAGGAAAAUUAUAUGGGGCCUCCACCACCAUGGAUUGCUUAUUGGGAUAAAGAAAAACUUGCAAAGAAGUUGACACAGGAAUCAUCAAAGCAAAGGCCAACGGGUAUUGUUACCCUUUUAGUUAAGCAAGGUGGUGUUGAUACUAAAUUUGCAAAGAACACAACAAGAGCACCAACUAAGAAAAGGGGGGCGAAGGAGCUUAAUAAAGAUAACACAACGAAGGAAAAGAAAGAAAGAUUUGAUGAACAAAAUAAUGACAACAAAAUGUCAAAGGAAGAUGAUAAUGUAUCAGAUGAGCAAAAAGAUAAAGAAAGUGAUGCAAAGCAAGAUGAUGAAAAAGAGGUCAAAACAAGCUAUGAUUGCGGAUUGUUUGUAAUAAAAUGGGUAGAAAUGUGGAAUCCUAGUAGUAUCGAGAUUAAUGAGUCCAACAUGCCAGAAUGGGACGAAGAAGCAAUUGGUCAUCCAAUGCUUACAUCACUUUCAAAUGCACUUCUUAAGGAUGUUAUAAACAAAUCAGAGAAAUAUAAAAUGGUAAAGCCAACUCCAGCUCAAUCAAGUCCUUACAUAGUAUGUAAUACUGAUGAGUUGAUGAUUGAAUGCCUUGGUUCGGCUGGGAAGGGGUUUAGAAAGAAAACUGUUGCUAAGAAGCGCAGAAACUGA